UAAAAUAUAUUCAUGUAGGUCACGGAAUUAAUAUUGUGUUACGUAUUCGCUUCAAAGCUUAAUAUACAUUAAUAGUUAUGUAUGUCAACCUUUGUCGGAUUCCUACUUCAUUGCUCAGAUAAUUUGAUGCGAGACUGGAUACAUGUGGAAAAAAGUUUUUCAUCGUGUCAAGGCACCUGAAGGAGGUGGUAUGACAAAAUGGCUGUUUUUUAGCAUCAGCGUCUGUGUGUUUGGUAAUUCUUUCCUGUACGGCUACAACAUCGGAGUGGUGAACUCUCCGGCCUUGAUAAUCAAAACAUUCUACAGCCAAGUUUAUUUAGCUAGAGACGGAAUUGAAACCGUAUUUAACCCCCAAGACAAGGGUCUGCACUAUGUUGAUCCAGCGAGAUAUGUCAACACCACUACACCGGCCGUUGUGGUGGUGGAUAACAACAGUAACACCACCGCUGACAACUCCACAGCACUGUCCGAUAACAGUACUAAAGGCACCUACGCCGUGGAAACAACCACUGUCAGGCCUGUGUCUAUGGCAAAGACAGAAACAGAAAUUAAUGAGGAUAACUUCAUCGAACUAUUAUGGUCGCUGACAGUCGCUCUGUUUGUGUUCUUUGGAAUGGUUGGAGCAUUUGCUUCAGGACGAGUAGCGGACUACUUUGGAAGAAAGAAGGGGAUGAUAAUUAUCACCGUGCUCAUGUUUUUUGCCGCCAUGUUUGGUGGGAUUACAACCAUAGCCAAGUCGCCGGAAUGUCUCAUGAUUUCCCGUAUAUUUGUGGGUCUACACAAUGGUGUAAGUGUAAGCUUAGCUUCCCUGUAUCUGGCCGAGAUCUCACCAAGAAGUAUCCGCGGAGCUGUCGGAACAUGUCACCAGCUUUUCAUUACCGUCGGUAUCCUCUGGUCCCAGGUCCUCGGUCUGCCAGAUAUCUCAGGCGGAUGGGGCGUCUGGCCAUGGCUGUUCGCUUUCAACGCCCUGCCUGCUCUAGCCUGCCUCGUGCUGUUCCCACUGUGCCCUGAGAGCCCGAGGUAUCUUCUCAUCAAGAAAGCGGACGAGGAUGGUGCUAAGAAAGCUCUAGUCAAGCUGCGUGGCUAUGACAACGUCGAGGAGGAGAUGGAAGAGAUGCGCGUGGAGGCGAGAAGAGCGUCCUCUGUGGAGCAGUUCACACUUAAAAAACUGUUGACUACCCCCGAACUAAAACUGCCAAUCAUCAUUGCUUGCACGCUGCAGGUUGCACAACAAUGGUCCGGAAUCAACGCUGCAAUGUCCUACUCGACAUUCAUCUUCAAACAGGCCACCAUUCCAGAAAAUACGAUUCCCUACGUUAUCGUCGGGCAGGGGGCUGUUAACGUCCUUGCAACAAUUGUCUGUGUUCCUCUGAUGGAGAAGCUUGGUCGACGUCCACUCUUGAUCUUCCCGAUGUGCGGCAUGGUUAUAUCUUUCCUCGUGUUGACCAUCUGCCUUACGCUCUUACAGUCCGGUGACUACGAUGACUCGAAAAAGAUCCUCGGCAUCGUCUGUAUCGUGGUAAUGAUGACGUACAUCAUUGGCUUUGCAGUCGGCCUUGGACCAAUCCCGUUCAUUGUUUGUGGUGAAAUUUUCCGCCAAGAGCCUCGUGCGGCUGCCAUGAGUCUGUCCCUGGCUUUCAACUGGAUUUGUAACUUUAUCCUCAUGUUGUCCUUCCGGUUUAUACAGAAAGCGAUCGAAUCCUACACUUACUUGAUCUUCAUCGUUAUUCUUGUGGCGGCCAUUAUUUUCAUCGUUAUCUUUGUACCGGAGACGAAAAACAAGACCUUCGAUGAGAUUGCCCAGUCGAUUGCCUUUGGGCGAGGAGCAAGACGACCUGCAUUUAAUGAGAACGGCGGAGAAGAACUUCAGCCAAUGGGAGAUCAGAAAAUUUAACUAUGGCUACGAUAGAAUAACACUAGGAAAUAUACUGGAGGCAUAACAAUGAUUUUGGGAAAGAGGGUUUCAAUGGUAUCGCUCAUACGAUAAAGGGUCUUAAACACGCUAAAUAUAGUAUUACACUAAGUAAGGUACUGGAGGCAUAACAAUGCACUUCAAAGAUAUCGUUCGCGCGAUAUAGGGUCUUAAAUAGAUGCCUGAUGCAUUUUGUGAACUGUUUAGACCACCUUGUCUACGUAUAUGUAGAAGAAGCCACUGCGGCAUUUUGUUAUUUCUUGCUGUAGUCAAACAAUUCACUCCCUUAAUUUACAAACGUUAUAUUAUAACCUUGAAAAUCGGUUUGAAAUAUUUAUAAAUUUCGGGUUUGUUGUUAAAUAUUUUAGAUCUUAGACCAGCGUCUUCCAAUAAUAAUGCCAGCUCAAAUUCAAAAGUAUUACCCACUCUCAAGUUCAAAAUAAUGGUUGUGAAUUUGUCGAUAGGAGACCAUUUCCGAUGACCAUAGCUAACAAAGUGACAGGGAAAAAGUGGUACACUACCUUAAAUUUCUUGAGAUCUCUUAAGUGUGGAUGCUGUUUCCAAAAGCAUGUAUGUCUCUAGUAACUUUACUUGUGUGUGUUUAAGAAAUUGAAUUUGCUUGCCGAGACUACAGUCUCAUUGUGGGGUACACUUUUACCAAGCUGGUAAAGCGGGAUUUGUUUGGUAGGCGUUACAGUACAUUGACAGAAGGGUAUAGUUAGUUUUGCAUGUUCAACGGAGUGUUUUAGAUAUUGUUUAGACAUUGUAGGAAUCGUAAAAUAUUUUAUGUCAGGAUAAUCUCAUUCAACAUUAUUAUCAAUGUGUACAAUUGUUAGGGCUAAUCUCUACCGAGUGUUAAGUCUUUUACAGUGUUUUGUGUUUUUGUUUUAAUUUUUUUUGAUCUGCUCAGAUUUUAUAUUUAUUAUUGUUUUUUAUGUUUUGUUAGGCAAUGCGUGUAAUUUGUAAAUGCAUUUAGCUUUUGCAAUUCUCAUUAAGGAUUUUAACAGAUUUUUAAUAUAUCUUAUUGCCUUCAUCAUGCAAAUGUUUUAAACCCUUGGCAAGGUCACGUUUGAUAUAGUUGAAGGGAAAUACAAUUAAGUAACACCUAAAAUUGGAAUUGAACCGCCUGGCCUCAAUUUCUCGAGAGGUCUUAUAGUAACAGGAAGCUAAUUUCUUUAGGCCAAAUUUCUAAAUCAUGAUCAUGGUAAGAAUAUAAAUUUUACACAAAGUAUGCCUAAACCAAAAUAGGGCGAUGAGCAUAAUCCUGUACCAUAUUUAAGAUGCUUUGAGAAAUUGGGGUCUUUAGGGUAAGAGUGAGGGUCCUGAAAUAUGCCUUGUGUCAGAAGAUCACAUUAUUUAUAACUAGUGUACACAACAUCAUAACAUACCACGAGGCAAAACAAUUUCGAUGCACAACAACAAACAACAAACACAAAUACAUUGCCCUGGAAACAUAGCGGCAACAACAAAGGGACAUUAGUCUGUUGUCCAAAUACAAAAAUUCCCGGUCAGAACUAAUAGUAUACAAAAAAUCCCGAUCAAAAGCUUUAUGGUGGUUUAAGCAUCGCCAUAGUUUCAGGAUUAAACCCCCAGUCUUCUUCAGACGAAGACAUUUGUUGGUUAAGACGAAGAGGAACAUCCGGUUUUUGAGAUAGCUUGAUAGGACAAUGUUAUGUCUUAGGCAUGUGAAUUAACAAAUACAUCGUCUGAAUGAACCUGACCGUUCCAAGGCGGACACCCUUAUCAAUUUGUAAGUCAAGGUCACUGGCUUUAUUUCAAUCGGAUUGAAAACAAGUCAUUAAAGGCGGCCAAUGGAAACUGCUUCUAUAUACUGUGUUAGCCUAAAUGACCCGACCAAUGACGGCUACAGAAUUGUGAGAAAAUACUAAAGAACACGAUAUAAACAAUGCAUGUGAUCAACAUCUUCACUUUAACUAAUGGUUAAUGCAAGUACAAAAACAAAAUAAUUUAACAAUGAGAAUAUCAAUGCAAAGUUAGACAGACUACUUGAAAAAGAUAUUCGUAUACCAGACACGCAAGCAAAUUAGGCCACACGUUCUACCAACAACAAAUACGACCCUCUCACAGUGUCUCACAAAAGCUUCAACACAUGGUAUAUUUCUAUGAAAAUAUAUGAUUAUUCUGUCGCACUUACAUCAAAUUGGGGCCGUUGCUUUUUGUAUGAAUUUGUUUUUGGUUUUAUUUAUGCUUUUAUAUAUGAAAUGCAUGUAUCAUAUAACAAGGGUGUGAUGUUAUAAGAGAGUACUGAAUCUCAUGACUUUUUCAAUUGGAAUUCAUCGGCCAAUUUCCAUCGAAAACAACCUCGGAUGUAUAUGGAACGAUUACAAUGUUUGAAAUGUUCACAGUUUACAAUGUCAAAACUAUUAACAUUUAACUACACGGCCAGAAUAUCGCGUAGUAAUUUCAGUUAAGAAGUUCAACAUAAGGACUUAACUCUAAGGAAUCUGAUUUUUUAUGCCAUGAUACAUUUCACUGGCAAUCAAUUUGAACUUAGAACUUUAUGCGAAUUACACGUUUAAAACAAUUAAUUAAUAUAAUUAUUGUUAAUUUUACGAGUUACCUCGAAUAUAGCCGGAAGAUAUCUGAGGUUGUAUUCGAUGGAAAAGGCAGAGAUAUUCCGAUUGAUGACUUUUUAUUACUCAUUUUCUAUCUUUGUGUUUAGAAAUUGUGAUAAGGCUUUUGCUGUUUUCUGCUUUUGUAACGUGUACUUGACUCUUCCCGAAUCUCAUUAUAUAAUAGUAUUGAAACUAUUUAUACUUUAUAAACUUUAAAAAUGUCGUAUGUUAAUAAGGUAUUUAGAUUUACCAUGACAUUUAAUGUAUACAUCAUAAAUUAAUGUUGUUACAAAUUUAUUAUUGUGGAAUAGUUGUUUUUAUUGAUAUCGUCAUUGUGAUGUGUGUCAUCCAAUUAUUACAUUACAAGUUAUACGAUCAAGAUAAUGGUUAAAUAAUAUUUAAGUAAUACUUAUAAAUGUGUGUUUGUUGACUGCACAACAGAUUAUGUAUUCAGGGGUUCUAAAGUUCAGAAAUAAUCCUAAAAUCAGGAAUCAGAGCUUUAAAUAUCCUACACUUCCAAAGACUGUUUUUUGCUCGGAAAUGUGCAUAAAAACAGUAAAAACAACAUUGAAAUUAAUAUCAAUAACUUUGGAACAAUUUCAUAGGGCAGGAAUUCAUGCUCAAGCAGACCCCUGACUGUUGUUUUUAGGAUUGAAAAUGAUCCACCUAUAGAAACCCUGAUGUGUUGUUAACACGGUGCUAUUGACACUCGGAUCUGCGGGUAGUUUACACCCAUUUGAAUUAAGGUUUUCGGUGUACAAUAAGAUGGCCAUUUUAUCAAGAAAUCGUUCUUAUUUUGUGAUGCAAUGAGACUCCAUAUAAUGUUGGUUACUACUGAAAGGGUAUUUAUACUGAUAAACAUUAUCUUGACUUGCCAUUUUAUUAAACAAUCAUUCUUAAUUUGUUAUGCAGGACUCCAUAUGAUCGUGGUAACUUGUGAGAGGAUAUAUAAAUAUUGAUGUUUAUAAUCUGAAUUAAAUGAAUCACGAAUCAUUACAUAUUAUAAGGUUAUUGCAGUUUAUAUUUCUAUUCUUUAUUUCAACUCAAAUUUGAAGUGAAAUGACUGAUUUUUCGAUCUGUCAAGAUCAAAGCAGCUUGUUUGUAAUAUUUUUAUCGGUAUUAUAUUUACAUUAACUUUAUUUACACACUAAACCCUUACAAUGAAUACCGAAUUAAUAUGAGUUCACCAAGCGCCAACAUACAAUAUUGUACAUCGAACACCUUUCUUUAACGAACGUAAUUCCUUCCUUUGCUGUGACUGUUUGGACUGUAUAGUUUUGUAUGAAAUGUACAUGUUGAAUAUUGGUUGAUAUUUAUGUUGUAGAUUGUUGAUUACACGUUUCUAACGCCACAAGUUUUUUUGCAUUGGCUUUAAAAAAAUGAAACCCAUUGCUGGACGUUUUCAUGGUAUAUUUGGUUCUCUAAGCUAAUGGCAAAUUUACCAACAGGAGCAAACGUAUUUUCUGAAUGAUGUGCAUGCAAUUGUAUAUUUUAGGCAUUUUUUAUUAUUUUUGGCAGCUAUAGCGUAUAGUUAAGAUUGUAGUGUAUGAGUGAGGGAAAAUUAUGAUAGUUUAAAUUAGCUCAGGGGCGGGUCCAGAAUUUGGUGUUAGAGGGGAUGCAACGUACUUCCAUCCUCAAACAUGUAUAGUUUUAAAUGUGGUAAAGGGUUUAUGGGGUUGAGUAAUCAGAAAUGGUGCAUUAUACAUUCUUAACACAAGACAGUUCACUUGGACAUGUUUAGGGGACAGAGGUGGGCCCGAGCUGUAAACCCGGUAGUGAAUACUAUGUUCAGAUUUAAAACAAUAGUUCAACAUCACUGUUGUUGGAUGUCGUAAAAACGGGGUCACUAGACAUGAUUACCUUUGCUGAUUUAAAAAAAACACAUCAAGGAUUGGUAACUGUCGAAUUGCACAAAGAAUUACUACACUUUUAAACGAAUUGUUGAAUUUCCAAAACACAGUUCUUGUAAAUAUAUUCCACAUAAUUUAUGUCGUAAACUGCGCAUGCAAGUAGGUUGAGAAUUUUCAACUGUUCCAAAAGCAUUCAUUGGCAUGGUAUUGAUCGACUUUUAAAACAUAUCUCAACACUUUAUCGAUGAAAGAUACAUUUCCAUAUACUCGCUAAUUCAGUGUACUGUCGGGAUACAGUAGGUUUGGGCUUAUGUUUCAAUAUCAUCGCAGGCUGAAAUGUUCAAUGUCGUGAUAAAUUACAUGUGAUGUCACGUGUGAUGUCACGAUUUAUUGUCAUCGCAGGAUGAAGACGUUUAGGUCAUACACGUGGUAUUACGUUUGUGUGUCAAAUAUUCGACAAUAACAGGUUUAGGAUUCCCACCAUAGCUUAUAUUGUUUAUUUUUUGUUAAAUCAUGUUUCCUUAUUGACAGAAUAUCCUAAAAAACAGACUCUAUUGAGCAAUAUAAUGAUAACAGCAAUUCAGUAUAUAACACAUUCUAUGACAUGUUAUUAGCUAGAAACGUUAUUACGAGACAACAAAAUUUAUUGUUUGUUUAGCCUGGUGUAAAAGCAAGACAAAAGACUCAUAACCCAUGUCUAAAAGUGAACAUACGUAGUAGUCGGGUAGGUAUGCAUACAGUUAUAGUGGUAAGCGGGAAAGGGCUAUAUCUGCAUACAGUUCUAGUGGUUAGCGCGAAAGGGCUUUAUCUGCAUACAGUUCUAGUUGUUAGCGCGAAAGGGCUAGAUCUUCCUCCUCUUGUUUUAUAUUGUUACCAUUUGGCUUUCGCCCCUCGAGUUGUACUAUAGUCGCCUGGCUUGUAUGUACUGAUGUUUGUUAAUAAUAUUUUGCCUCCGCAAUCAGUGUGUCCGCAAUCACUGUGCUACUAAAUGUUAGUGCCCUUUGUACCAAUAUAUUAAAACGUUAUACUGUUAAAUAAUAUUCGUAACCUCAGACUUAUGUGCUACUUGAAAGAAAAACAUAUAUCCGUAAGCACCAGACGUAAUGCUGAUAAAUGAUACUAUGUUUGACACCCAGCCUUAUGUGCUGUUAAGUAUAAUCAGUAUUCCCCAUGUUCUCGACGAAUCUGAAGCUAGCAGGUUUAAGUAUCAUAUUCCUUAGAUCGGAAGUACUUGCUAAAACUUUACGUUCAUGUUUUAACUUUCAGCUACUGAGAUUGUUUCUGUAGUUUUUAAUAUAAAUAUUUAUACUAUCAUGAUUAACUUUUAAAAAAAAUCAUUUAAAAAUCAUUAAACUUCUUAAAAUGAAAAAUAUCAAAGAAAAGAUAGUGAGCUUAGCUUGGUCUUGUUUAAAGAUAUAUAGGACAGAAAUCGAGAAAUUGGGGACCGAUAUUGUCCUAUAAAAACGAAGCCUAUAUUAAAUAUUAAGGACAAACAACCCGUUACCCCCUACUAAUGUGUUAUCCAGAAUUAAAUAUCCGUAACCCCAAGGUUAAUGUGUUAUCCAGAAUUAAAUAUCCGUAACCCCAAGGCUAAUGUGUUAUCCAGAAUUAAAUAUCCGUAACCCCAAGGCUAAUGUGUUAUCCAGAAUUAAAUAUCCGUAACCCCAAGGCUAAUGUGUUAUCCAGAAUUAAAUAUCCGUAACCCCAAGGCUAAUGUGCUAUUUAGAAUAAAAUAUUUUCAUAACUCCAGCCUUACGUGCUUUUAGGUAUCAACUUUGUUGAUAAUUCCCAGACAUAUGUGCUAUUAUAGAUAGAAAUAUAAAACAUGUAGAUAUUGAUCAUAGUAUUGUCAGAGUAAAUAUACAUUAUGUGUUUGCGGUUCUUGUUUGUGUUUUAAAGUUAUUUUUGUGCUUUAGCAUGUUAAACUAUUUGCCAAUAUUAUUAUUGUUUGUCAUGAGUCUGUAUUUUUAAACUGAUUUAAACGUUUUAAUCACAUUAUGAAUUGAAUUGAAUUAAAUUGUUUUUAAUUAAAACUUGGUUAUUAUUUCCUUUCGUGAUUUUAAAAAAAUUAAAAACUAUACAUUAACAUUUACAUUGAAUAUGUAAUUAUAUUAUGUAAACUCGAGUUCUCUAAAACAUAUUUGGUAGUGUAUCAUAUGUGACGUCAUACGCGUCAUUUGAUGUAUUCACGUGAACAACAAAACACAAACUUCAAACAAGACUUUGAAUGCAAAAGAAAGUUAUAACAAUGUGUAACAACACUUUCAUAAAACUUGUAAAAGUACCUUGGAUGCUUAUGGGCAACUCAACCUUGCAAUAAUGUAAACGUCGUUCCUAGACAGGUCUCAUGUUCGCUGUGACGUCACAAAUGUUAAUACAAAAAUAUUUACAGUGCGAUUGAACAACAGAGGUUUUGUAUUGUGGUGUAUUAUAAAAUAAAAUAAAAAGAUAUAAUCAUGAA
Molecule: messenger RNA, 8799 nt
Organism: Mya arenaria
Lineage: Eukaryota; Metazoa; Mollusca; Bivalvia; Myida; Myidae
Product: solute carrier family 2, facilitated glucose transporter member 1-like
Exons: 14
Coding region: 143-1894 (583 amino acids)
Biological process (GO): monosaccharide transmembrane transport
Cellular component (GO): membrane
Molecular function (GO): hexose transmembrane transporter activity
Source: RefSeq, a predicted model, not a curated record